AUGGGCAAGUCCAGGCCUCAGAAACAGAAGAAAUCCUCCAAAUCUCGCGAGAAGUCCCUCCUCGGCGUCGGUGGUUCGGUGAAGCAGUCGCAGACCAAGAUGAACGAAGACCCCACCCAGCUCCUGGACCAGGCGACGAUACUCAUCCAGACCGGCCAGGCCGAUGCCGCUUUACAACUAGCGCAGCAGGCGCUCGACAGCUCGCCCGCAGGCUCCCCCUCACACCUGUCGGCUUUGAUCGCCGUCGCCGAGAUCUACGUCGAACUCGGAGAUAUCGACACCGCCCGAGCUCAUUUCCUGCGCGCGGUCGAAGCCGACCCCAACGGAACGAUACCGGAGUCUCAGGGCGGCGGCGCCGAGAAGUUCUUGUGGCUGGCCCAGUUGAGCGAGGAAGGUGGAAAGGAUAGUGUCCGGUGCUGGGAGGAAGACGCAGAGAACCGUUGCGAGACGCUCAUUACGGAGGCCCUCCUUGUGGAACCCAACGGACCCGAGGUCCUUCAGACCCUGGCUUCCAUUCGCAUUUCGCAGCUACGGACAGACGACGCCCAAGCGGCACUGAGAAGGAGUCUCGAGAUCUGGAAGGACCUGCCCCCGGAGGACCCUAGCAUCCCGGACUUUGCUACCAGAAUCAGUCUUUCUCGUCUCUUGAUGGAGGUUGCGCUAGAGUUCGAGGCAUUGGAGGUCUUGGAGCGGUUGAUCCUGGAAGAUGACCAGAGUAUCGAGGCUUGGUAUCUAGGCGGAUGGUGCUUAUAUCUCCUAGCCGGGAAGCAACAAGCCCCUGCGGAUGAGGAGGAGGAAGCUGAUACCCCCGAGGCCAAGCGCCUUGCAUCGCUCGUUGCCAGUCGCGAAUGGCUCAAACAGGGUCUGGCUCUCUAUGAGAUCCAGCAGUACGAGGAUGAGAGGCUCAAGGAGCAUGCGCUCGAACUUGUUCAGGAGAUGAACCAGGAACUGGGCGAAGAGAUUGAGGACGAAGAGGCCGAGGGCCAGGAGGGUGAGGAAGGUUGGGAGGACGAGGAGAUUGAGGUGGACUCAGACACGCGUUUCCCUCCCUCCCCCCCGGAGUUAAUCCAAGCCAAUUUUGUCCCGGCCAAGCACCUUCGGGGUGGCAAAACUGAGCUCAAUUGCCCCCCCCUUGUCUUCCGUUACAGGAUGGACCUGGAAUCCGCGCCCAGCGGGGAAAGCUCGUCGUCGUUGCAGACCCCAGUCGCCGCCGUCGCCGUCGAGAUGACUUCCGCGGAUGUAAUCGACAAGCCAGCCCCGGCGAACAAGGACCCCACCGCCACUGCCCCCAAGGCCGAGAUGUCUCAGACCGAUUUCGAGACCGACAGUGACGCUUCGGGCGAGGAGUGGGAAACCCAGUCCCUAUACGACGACGCCAUUGAAGUACUGCGGGACGAGCAACUUCGCGAUGGAGUCCCCGAUGCCUGUACGUUGGAGGAGGCUGUCGCGUACCGAAAGCGCCUCCAUGAAAUCGGCAAGGCUGCGUUCGUCGAAGAGACCAUUGCAAAAGAGACGGUCACUGCGAAGAAGUUGUGCACGGCGUUCGGCAUCCAGCCCCCGGCGUUCCUCGAUGGUGCCCCCGACGAGGCCUACCACCCUCUCCUCGCGAUCGCGAUCUCGCGCGAGUUCUCGAGACGUUCGAAGCUCCCACAGCACAAUACCAUCGACGAUGCGGUGAGGUUGCUGAAGGAGUCCAAAAACAUCAUCGUGCUGACCGGCGCUGGCAUCUCCACCAGUCUUGGGAUCCCCGACUUCCGCUCCAAGGAUACUGGAUUAUACUCACAGCUCGCGCAUCUGGGCCUCAGCGAUCCGCAGGAGGUGUUCGACAUCCAUGUGUUUCGCGAAGACCCCAGCAUCUUCUUCUCGGUCGCCAAGGACAUCCUCCCCACGGAAAAGAAGUUCUCGCCGACGCACGCGUUCAUUCGCCUGCUGCAGGACAAGGGCAAACUGUUGACCAAUUACACCCAGAACAUCGACAACAUCGAGGCCAAUGCCGGUGUUGCCGCAGAGAAAAUCGUCCAGUGCCACGGCUCGUUCGCCACCGCGACAUGUGUCAAGUGCAAGUUCCAAGUGUCCGGGGACGAGAUCUUCGACGAGAUCAAGAAGGGUGCCAUCCCCCAGUGCGCCGCGUGCCGUGACCGGAUCGCAGAGGAGACGGGCGCGAAACGCAAGCGCAGCACCACGGGUGUGCACCGAAAUCGCAAGGAGGACCGCGGCGACAGCUCGGAUGAUGAAUACGAAAUCCCGUCGCCCGGUGUUAUGAAACCCGAUAUCACAUUCUUUGGCGAGGAUCUUCCGGAUGAAUUCGGUCGUCGCCUGCUUCACCACGACCGCGAGCGGGUGGAUCUGGUCAUUGUCAUUGGGACGUCUUUGAAGGUGGCACCGGUCGCAGAGGCCCCCGGCGUGCUGCCUCGUCACGUGCCUCAAAUCUUUAUCUCUCGAACUGUAAAUAGCGGUGGCGCGGGGCCCAGCGCAAGCCCUCCAACGAUUACGAUGGAAUAUCUGAUCCGCUUCGCCCAGGUCCACGAGUCCUUCCGGCAGCCUGAGAUCCAGGCGUUGGCCGACUUGGCCGGCAUUGAUCUCGAAUUCAUCUACUACGAUAAAUAUUCCCCAUUCUGCGUCAUCAGAGUCCCCGAUGAAGCCGCGGCGCGCACGCUCAUCGCCCGCAGUAUCCUAGCAAAGGACAUCUUCGAGCUCUGGGGCUAUGGCACCAACCUGGAGGAGGUGCACGCGGACGUCCGCAGGCGGACGACCGAAGCCCGCUGGGCCGACUUCCGGACGGACUCGUUCCGCUUCACGGUGGACAGCUUCGCGGGCAAGCGCAGCAACGACAAGAAGCGCGAGAUCAUCCAGUCGUUCUCCUUCCUCGGCUUCCAGGGUCCCAUCCGCCUGAAGAACCCGGACCAGGACUUUUGGGUCUUGGAGGACUACGGCUGGGAUGUGGCUGCCGCUGACGCUGCCACCGCCACGGGUGCUGCCACUGCUCGCAGCAGCAGCAGCACUCCCAUCCUCCGCCCCGUGCCAGAAGGCCAGGAGCCCAAGCGGAUCUGGUUCGGCCGCUGGCUGGCCAACAGCAGCCGCGACGUGAUCAACAAGUACGACCUCAAGAAGCGGCGGUACAUCAGCACGACGUCCAUGGACGCGGAGCUGACGCUGAUCACGGCGAACAUGGCCCACGCGGCGCCGGGCCGGCUGUUCUACGACCCCUUCGUCGGCACGGGCAGCUUUCUGGUCGCCAUGGGUCACUUCGGGGCCCUGAAUUUCGGGUCGGACAUCGACGGCCGCAGCUUCCGCGGCAAGGAGAUGAUCGAGCGCGGCGGCACCAUGGGCGUGCUCGCCAACUUCCAGCAGUAUGCGAUCGCCGGCCAGUUUCUGGAUGUCUUCUCCUCCGACCUGACGAAUACGCCGCUGCGCGCGCAGCCGUUCCUCGACGGGAUCGUCUGCGAUCCGCCGUACGGGGUGCGCGAGGGGCUGAGGGUGUUGGGCAGGCGGGAGGGGCUCCGGAACGAGGAGGUGAUUAUCGAUGGGGUGCCGGCUCAUCUUCGACCCGGUUACAUUGCCCCGAAGAAGCCCUACGGCUUCGAGGCUAUGCAGAACGACAUCCUCAACUUCGCCGCUCGGACCCUAGUUAUCGGUGGACGCAUGUGCAUGUGGAUGCCUACCGCCAACGACGAGGAUCUCGAGCUAGACACGCCCAUGCACCCGAAUCUCGAGGUUCUGAGUGUAUCCGUUCAGCCGUUCUACAACUGGUCCCGUCGACUCAUCACCUACCGCAGACUCCCCGAAGGACAAGUAUGGGAUGUGUCCAAGGGACGCAGCAGACUCGACUCAGAAGUACUUCACCAAAAACCCCCAAUACGACAACAAAGAGCCCAGAUCAGGCAGCGCAACGCCGGCCUCAUGAUACCAGAAUAA
This is a messenger RNA of Aspergillus japonicus CBS 114.51, 3915 nucleotides long. RefSeq names its product putative histone deacetylase SIR2. Bases 1 to 3915 code for a protein of 1304 amino acids. The transcript is spliced from 12 exons. Gene Ontology annotation, molecular function: NAD+ binding; nucleic acid binding; protein binding. Lineage: Eukaryota; Fungi; Ascomycota; Eurotiomycetes; Eurotiales; Aspergillaceae. The record is from RefSeq and is a predicted model, not a curated record. Gene Ontology annotation, cellular component: cytoplasm. Gene Ontology annotation, biological process: methylation.